UAUAUUAGUAGUUAAUUUCACAUUUGUAUAACAUUAGUGCAUAUAUUCUGAUGUAAUCAAAAAAUUGUCAAUAGUUAUUCAAAAUUUAACACUUAGAAUAAAAAUGAAGUAUUGGCAUUUGAAAUCUCUAUUGUUGAUAAUAUCUUGUGUAAUAUUUAACGGAGCGAUUCAAUAUUCAGAUGACGGUAUAAAAUGCCAAUUUCAAAAAGGUACCACCAGAAAAGCUGCUGAAGAUGGAAACUUAGAAAUUUUAAUAUAUGCUCAUAAAAAUGGAUGUCAAUGGGAUGAUGAUACGACUAUUGUAGCAGCUGCAAAAGGUAAUUUGGAAUGUUUAAAAUAUGCUCAUGAAAAUGGGUGUGAAUGGAACGAAGAAACAACAAAGGCUGCAGCUACAAAAGGAAAUUUAGAAAUCUUAAAAUAUUUACAUAAAAAUGAAUGUCCGUGGAAUAAAAGCACAACAGAAGCAGCUGCAAAAUAUGGUAAUUUGGAAUGCUUAAAAUAUGCUCAUGAAAAUGGAUGUCCUUGGAAUGAAUUACAAAUUGUACAAAGUGCUAUUAAAAAUACUGAUCUAGAUAUUUUAAAAUAUGCUCACAAAUAUAUACAUAAAUUAAAUAUAGUUCUAACUAUCAUAGCUGCUCGUGCAGGUAAUAUAGAAAUUUUAAAAUAUGCACAUAACAAUAAAUGUUUAUGGGAUAAAAGAACAACAGAAGCCGCUGCCAUUUCUGGUAGUUUAGAAUGUUUAAAAUAUGCCCAUGAAAAUGGAUGUCCGUGGGAUGAAAGUACAACAGAAAAAGCAGCUGCUAAUGGACAUUUAGAAUGUUUAAUGUAUGCUCAUGAAAAUAAAUGCCCAUGGAAUAAAAGAACAACUGAAGAAGCUGCUUCAAAUGGUAAACUACAAUGUUUAAAAUAUGCCCAAGAAAAUGGAUGUCCUUGGGGUGAAAGCACGACGGAAGGAGCUGCUAUAAAUGGUAGAUUAGAAAUUUUAAAAUAUUUACAUAAAAACAGAUGUCCGUGGGAUGAAAGAACAACGGAAGCAGCAGCUUCUAAUGGUAAAUUAGAAUGUUUAAAAUAUGCCUAUGAAAAUGGAUGUCCGUGGGAUAAAAGCACAAUAGAAGCAGCUGCUUCUAAUGGACAUUUAGAAUGUUUAAAAUAUGCCCAUGAAAAUAAAUGUGCAUGGGAUGAACGCACAUCACAUAUAGCUGCUAUUUAUGGUGAAUUAUUAUGUCUAAAAUAUGCUCAUGAAAAUGGAUGUCCGUGGGAUGAAAGAACAACGGAAGCAGCUGCUUCUAAUGGUAAAUUAGAAUGUUUAAAAUAUGCCCAUGAAAAUGGAUGUCCGUGGGAUGAAAGAACAACGGAAGCAGCUGCUUCUAAUGGUGAAUUAGAAUGUUUAAAAUAUGCAUAUGUAAAUAGUUGUUCGUGGGAUGAAAGUACAACAGAAAUAGCUGCUGCUAAUGGAUAUUUAGAAUGUUUAAAAUAUGCACAUGAAAAUAAAUGUGAAUGGGAUGAACGUACAACACAAGUAGCUGCUCUUUAUGGUGAAUUAGUAUGUUUAAAAUAUGCUCAUGAAAAUGGAUGUCCGUGGGAUGAAAAAACAACGGAAGCAGCUGCUUCUAAUGGUAAAUUAGAAUGUUUAAAAUAUGCAUAUGUAAAUGGUUGUCCGUGGGUAGAACGCACAACAUAUGUAGCUGCUCUUUAUGGUGAAUUAGUAUGUCUAAAAUAUGCUCAUGAAAAUGGAUGUCCGUGGGAUGAAAGAACAACGGAAGCAGCUGCUUCUAAUGGUAAAUUAGAAUGUUUAAAAUAUGCCCAUGAAAAUGGAUGUCCGUGGGAUGAAAGAACAACGGAAGCAGCUGCUUCUAUUGGUAAAUUAGAUUGUUUAAAAUAUGCCCAUGAAAAUGGAUGUCCGUGGGAUGAAAGAACAACGGAUGCAGCUGCUUCUAAUGGUAAUUUGGAAUGCUUAAAAUAUGCUCAUGAAAAUGGAUGUCCGUGGGAUAAUAACACAACAAAAAGAGCUGCUUCUAAUGGUAAAUUAGAAUGUUUAAAAUAUGCCCAUGAAAAUGGAUGUCCGUGGGAUGAAAGAACAACGGAAGCAGCUGCAAAAUAUGGUAAUUUGGAAUGCUUAAAAUAUGCCUAUGAAAAUGGAUGUCCGUGGGAUAAUAACACAACAGAAGCAGCUGCUUCUUAUGGUAAAUUAGAAUGCUUAAAAUAUGCACAUGCAAAUGGGUGUCCGUGGGAUAAAGCCACAACUAGAGUAGCUGCAUCAGGAGGCUAUUUAGAUUGCUUGAUUUAUGCUCAUGAAAAUGGAUGUACAAUGAGAGUGGUUGCAUCGAAUGGACAUUUAGACUGCAUUAAAUAUGCCCAUGAAAAUGGUUGUGACUGGGACGAAGGCACAACAAGGGAAGCUGCUGCUAGUGGUUAUAUUGAUAUUUUGAUAUAUGCACAUAGAAAUGGAUGUAAUUGGGACGAAGGGACAAUUAGUGGAGCUGCUGCAAAUGGUCAUUUAGACUGUCUAAAAUAUAGUCAUUUAAAUGGGUGUGUGUGGGACGAAGGGACAACAAGACUUGCUGCUGCAAAUGGCCAAUUUGAUUGCAUAAAAUUUGCCCAUGAAAAUUAUUGUCCGUGGAGUAGAGGUACCAUUUAUGAAGCUACUGAAAAUGGUUAUCAAAAUAUAAUUGAUUAUGUCACUGAAAAUGGCUGCCUUAAUUGAUUUUCUGUUGAAAAUUAAUUUUUAUUUAUUUAUGAUGGCUAUUAUUACAUUAUUUUUCAAAUAAAUUAACUUGAAUUUUUAUUUAUAUCUGAGAGGGUAAUGAUUUUCAUAAAAGCAUUUUUGACAGUUUACUUUCUUAAGAAAUAAUAUUUUUGGAUAUAUUACCAAAACUAAUAUGUUAUAUCAUCUGUAAUUUUAACAUAAAAUUUGUUUGAUAAAAAUUUCUCAGCUGUAAGAAUAAUUUUUCCAGAAUACCAUCACCAAACUUUCAUUAAAAAAA
This is a messenger RNA of Daktulosphaira vitifoliae (grape phylloxera), 2984 nucleotides long. RefSeq lists its product as uncharacterized. The record is from RefSeq and is a predicted model, not a curated record. Gene Ontology annotation, molecular function: protein binding. The coding region runs from base 104 to 2704 and encodes 866 amino acids. Lineage: Eukaryota; Metazoa; Arthropoda; Insecta; Hemiptera; Phylloxeridae. The transcript is spliced from 4 exons.